AUGAAGUGGCUAAUCGUGUUGCUUCUGGUGUCCGCGGCGUUUGCGGCAGGAGAGAAGAAACUCGACAAGCGGCCCGCCAAGAAGGCACACUCACAGAAGCCGACCAAGGCACCCAAGACGAUCCUGGAGGAGUUUACGGCACUGCCGCCGGCCGAUGUUGACUUCAUCAAGGAGCUGGACCGCCAGUUUGCCGAGCACGGCAACAAGAUCCGCAUCAAGGUGGAGCGCAGUAACGCGACGGACGGCAAGCACAUCAAGCGCACGAUUGAGGGUGAUCUGGGUUACGGUCACUACAGCAAUCAGGCCGAGGAGGGGUAUCAUUUUUCCAAGCCGAAAUACAUGAUCUACCCCUACUCACAGCACGAACUACAGCCGGCCCGGUCGACGCACAGCACCGCGGAGACGGUCACCGACAUCGAAAUCACGCCAUCGCACAGCUACGAGCUGAAACCGAUCGAGGAGGUCUACCAGAUCUACCCGACGCAGCAGUACGAGCAGCACCACCAGCAGCAUUACUACCACCAGCAGGGGCAGCAUCAGGCGAAGCAGCUCUACCAGCAGGAGGACGCUCCGGUGAUUGUGCUCAAAAUUCCGGGCCCUUCCAAGUACGCAGCCCAUCUGCAGGCCCUGCUGCAACAGUAUCUGGAAAUUCGUGCCGCCCAGCUCUACCGGGAACUGGAGGAGCAUGAGUAUCAGCAACAGCACCAACUGCAGCAACAACAUCAACAGCAGCAGCAGCAUCCUCAGCAGCAUCAUCACUAUGUGCAGGAAGAGCAUCACCAGCCGCAGGAGCAGCAUCAGCAUAAGCAUCACCCCGGCACGAAGUACAGUCAACCGGACCCGGUCUACCCGACGGAGAUCGCGUACGUGCCAAUGAUCCGCACCAGCCACAACACGUUCGUGCCGCUGGUGGAUCAGUACUACGACGGCACACCGAAGGUUCCGGAUCGGCCAACGAAGCACCCGAACUAUCGCAAGACCACGGUCACACCGACGCACAUCGCCUACCACAGUACGGCGCAACCGGAACCGGCUUACCACUAUCAGACGUACCACGGUGAGCAGCAUCCCCAUCAGCAGGAGCCUUCGGGGCACCCACACACCGGUCAUGCCGUCACGCAGAUUCAGUACCAGUACGUGGCCCAGCAAGCGGCCAGUGGACCGGAGGAGGACCACGAAACGCAGUACGUCUACGAGAAGCCGGCGAUCAACUUCGUGACGCCCGUGCCGGAUGCCCAUCAGUCGCAUCCUGAUCCGUACCACGAGCAGCACCAGCCUCAGCAACCGCCCCGGAAAUACCCCAACUUCUCCCAGUACCACCACCACCAUCGGCCCCAGCCGCAACAGGAGGAAGAAUACCUCCCGGAGCCGAAGCUCGUCGAGAACUAUCCCAGCCACAAGCAUACCCGCGUCGUGUACAAGAGUCCCUCGCUGAAGGCGGAACUCCAGCAGGAGGCCGCCAUGGAGCAUCAGGCGGAACACGAACACUAUCACCACCAGCACCAGCACGAGCACCAGCAGCAACAGGAAGCAGCGCAUUAUGAGUACCACCAGCCACAGCACCAGCAGCAACAAUACAUCCUGCAGGAGAUCUACCCUUCGCAGGCUUCGUACUUCGAGGACAAAUCGUUCGUCGAGUCCGCUGGACCGCAGGUGACGACAGAGGCCGCAGAGACGGCCUCACCGCACUACAACACCGAGCCGGUGGUCACGAUCACGCAGCGUCCCAAACAGCGCUACAAUUAUCACGCACACAGCGCUGCUGGACACCAUGGCGGCGGCAGCGGCGGUGGACGUGGCUCCAGGAUGGCGUCCAUCACCGAAAGCCGCGGUUCCCGGACGGGGUCCAGCAAACGCGGCGAUGCGGCACCAACGGGCUCCGGACGUCCAUACACCGAGGAGCAGUUCCGCAAGGUGAACAAGAUGGUCCAGCGCAUGAAGAAGAAGAGCCGCACGACGGUGGACCCGGCCGACAUGGCGAUGACGAUGGUUACCGGCUCGUUGACCACUGGCCCCACCAGCAGCCCGAGUCCUGCCAGCGCGGCGUAGAGUAAUGUUAGGAGUGAAGUGCGUCUAGUGAAUGCCUCGUUUGGGAAGGCGCUUUUCGUUUCCGUAGGUCGGACCGCAUCGGCCGCCUUCAGGUGCUUCAGGGCCGUCUUCCUGCUGCUGCUGCUGCUGCUGCUGUAUUUACACUUAAAUUAUUAGUCAUACCUAGGAUGCCGAGGUAAGGAAGAGGUAGUCGAAAGAAAGGGGCCAUUUAGUUCAGUUCUGCCUGCAAAUGCUGAGCUAGUACCCGUCAACCAGAGUGGGUCAGACCGAGGAACUGUUUCCGCCGAAAGAUUGGCGAGCAAUCCAUAGUGACGGCGGCAGCGC
Messenger RNA from Anopheles bellator, 2373 nucleotides. RefSeq names its product transcription factor mef2A. Bases 1 to 2049 code for a protein of 682 amino acids. Lineage: Eukaryota; Metazoa; Arthropoda; Insecta; Diptera; Culicidae. The record is from RefSeq and is a predicted model, not a curated record. The transcript has 3 exons.